AUGGACUUUAUAGUCAAGGAGAACGUGAAGAAAAAACAGGAGCGGAGACAGAGGGUGGCAAAUCAGGCACCAUUCUCUGUAGGCCAAAAGGUCCUACGGAAAAACAUAAGGACCCAGCAAAGUAAAGGGGGCAAACUUGAGCGCAGCUGGUUGGGACCAUAUGAAAUUGUACACAUAAAAGACAAGAGAAGACAAGAGAUAAAUUGUACACAUAAAAGACCAGAGAAGGGUUACAUAUACCCCAAAAUCAGUACAGACCACCUAAAAUCCUUCAAAGAAGAGACAGCCCGGGUACCCCACAGAUUUAUUCUUGAUGAACCCCAACUUAAAACACCACAUGAAGACACUGGACAACACCCUUCACCUCUAGACCUCACCAUCACUAAAGAAAAGCAGCCCCCACCAUCACCUCCAUCCUCACCAAUGGCAUCAAAUCUUUCUCCCCACGUCUCCCCCAAAUCAUCCUCUUCCCUGUCUCCAUUGGAUUUAUCAAUGCCACUUUCCUCUCCUGUGUCCCACACUACAGUUGCAACAGUUACACCAGCUGAUGCCAAGGAUGCAGUACAUAGCUGUAUCAAAAGUGCCUGGGCUGGAAAUAACAGCCAUGUACUGGUGUCCAAAGUGGGACCCUAUAAACUAUUUUAUCCAGAUAUUUUACAGAUUGGCCCUGGGAAGGAGUUGGAGAGUGAGGUAAUAAAUGCGUAUCUGACACUGAAGGUGAGCCAGCACAACUUGACCUCACCAGAGAAAGCCUUCCAUAUGGACACAUUUGCUAUAACAGCCAUGUGGAAUGGAAAAUAUCGGGGACUCAAGGUGGACCCAGCAAACUAUGAGGUCAUAGUGGGCAUCGUAAAUGAGCGUCACCAUUGGUUUUUAGUUGUAAGAGUCUAUGAUUGA
This is a messenger RNA of Sinocyclocheilus rhinocerous, 897 nucleotides long. RefSeq lists its product as uncharacterized. Bases 1 to 897 code for a protein of 298 amino acids. The record is from RefSeq and is a predicted model, not a curated record. Lineage: Eukaryota; Metazoa; Chordata; Actinopteri; Cypriniformes; Cyprinidae. The transcript has 4 exons.